AUGAUGGAAGAGUUUGAUAAUAUUCGAAAAAUAGCAACAGAUAAUGGUUAUCCUAUAGGAUUCAUAGAAGCACAAAUACGUCGUACACUUGAUCGAUAUUACAAUCAGGAACAAAACAGCGACAAACCGCGAUCUACAAACAAAACUGAUGAAAAACAGAAAGAUCAUAUAUGCACUGACAUACCAUAUUAUGAAAAAUCAACUGAAAAAUUAGUACAACUAACUCAAUGUCCUCCACCAACAAUUUCCACAUUCUUCACAACUAAAGACAAAAUACCAACUUCACUCCGAUCCGGAAUAGUAUAUGAAAUUACCUGCCAAGACUGCUCAUCAGAGUAUAUUGGAAUAACAAUACGACAAGUACAACAACGACUAAUCGAACAUGGUCAACCUCCUGAUACAACUAAUAACAAUGAAGCAAUAACACAAACACACAAUAAUCCUCAACAACAAAAUACAAGACCCAUGCGUACAAUCAAACCCAUAAACAGAUAUAGUAUCGAUCCCAAUGUAAUGAACUAG
Molecule: messenger RNA, 522 nt
Organism: Rotaria socialis
Lineage: Eukaryota; Metazoa; Rotifera; Eurotatoria; Philodinida; Philodinidae
Source: the annotation of a GenBank genome assembly